Messenger RNA from Nicotiana tabacum (common tobacco), 1185 nucleotides. The record is from RefSeq and is a predicted model, not a curated record. Lineage: Eukaryota; Viridiplantae; Streptophyta; Magnoliopsida; Solanales; Solanaceae.
GACAGCUUCAAACACCAUUACCUAUAUGCAAAUUUAGUUAUGACUAUCAAUCCAUAACUUAAAGUAGUAAGCUUGUUGACAUGAUACAAAGGUAUAUGCUCAUUAUAUUCUGGAGAUGAUUCUGUUUUAUAUGAAAUAGUAUUAGUGAGAUAACUCUUAUAAAUAGUUGGCAUUUACCAAAGCUUAAUAAUCAAUUCAUAUCUCUAUUCCAUCAGUUCUCUCCUAAAUUCAUAAGGUGUACAAUCUUCUGAAGAAGAUAAUCUUGAACUGUUGGAACAAGAAGCAAUUUUAGCAAUGUCUGCAGAUAACAAUCUACAAGUGCUUAAUGCACUUGAUGUGGCCAAGACUCAACUCUACCAUUUCACCACAAUUGUUAUUGCUGGAAUGGGAUUUUUCACUGAUGCCUAUGAUCUCUUCAGCAUUUCACUUGUAACCAAAUUACUUGGGCGUUUAUACUACACCAAGCCAGAGUUAUUGAAGCCCGGAACACUCCCUCCGACCGUCUCAGCGUCGGUCACGGGUGUCGCCCUUGUCGGCACCCUCGCCGGCCAGCUUUUCUUCGGCUGGCUCGGUGACAAGAUGGGCCGAAAAACGGUCUAUGGUAUGACUUUGAUUAUCAUGGUUUUGUGUUCCGUUGCAUCAGGGCUCUCCUUUGGGAGUACUCCUAAGGGUGUUAUGGCCACUCUCUGUUUCUUCAGGUUUUGGCUUGGAUUUGGCAUCGGUGGCGAUUACCCUUUAUCNCCGGCUGAGAUUUUCCCGGCCAGACUUCGAUCAACAUGUCAUGGUAUUUCUGCAGCUGCAGGUAAAGCCGGAGCUAUAGUAGGAGCGUACGGAUUCCUGUACGCUGCACAAAGCAAAGAUCCAACGAAAACCGAUGCAGGAUACCCGGCGGGUAUCGGCAUAAAGAACUCGCUCAUUGCCCUAGGGGCCAUCAAUGCUCUGGGAAUGGUUUGUACCUUCUGUGUGCCAGAGUCCAAAGGAAAAUCCCUGGAGGAAGCAUCACAGGAAACUAUAACUGAAGAAUGAACAGGGAAUGAAUAGCCUCAAAUGGAUUUUGGAGGUAGACUUUGUGAUGCUAAUGCAGUUUUUUUUCCUCCUUUAUUUUCUAUGUAUUUGUUGCUUUAAUUUCCUUUUUCUUUGUAUUGUCUAAGCUUGUUUGCUGUAAUUUUUAAAUUAUUUAUUUUU